Messenger RNA from Laccaria bicolor S238N-H82, 3462 nucleotides. RefSeq lists its product as uncharacterized. The transcript has 12 exons. Bases 1 to 3462 code for a protein of 1153 amino acids. NCBI's taxonomy places the organism in Eukaryota, Fungi, Basidiomycota, Agaricomycetes, Agaricales, Hydnangiaceae. The record is from RefSeq and is a predicted model, not a curated record.
AUGACACGAGGACACAAAACAAACACCCUGCCAGAAACUGCCGAGCUAUCUGUGGAUGGCACCAGAGUUUGUUGCAUGCUGUGCAUUGAACAAAGCCUGAUGGACUCCUUGGCUCGCGAUCCUUGGAUGCUCCUAAAAAGUUUCAAUAGCCACCAGAAGUCUGCAAUUCACAAGAGGUCAGUGGCUCGGCUUCACGAAGCAGAACGUCAAGCGGCUGCACUGUGUGCUGCACAGGAGGAGGAGACAAGGACAUUCACCGUUCUUGGCCAGUUGUGUGUUGCUGAUUCCCACAUUCCUGAGAAACCGGCAGUGAUAUCAUCAGCUGAGAAGAUGAUGUGGGAAGACUUUGACAUGGGUGACAUCACUUUCGAUGCAGGCAAGGACCACAGUGAGAUUCUCUGCCAGCAGAGGCGUGAUUUCGAGCUGAAAGCGUCUGAAUACGGUGUGUGGGAUGCCGCCGAUGAGCCUCCAGAGUUUGUAGAUCAUCUGGAUGCCGACAAACAGUGUGAUGAGGCUGAGCAAGACGAUUUGUUAGCUGACAUUAUGGAAGCUAUGGCAGAACAAGCAGAAAUCUGUGAAGACACUGGUGACAUACGUUCGCCUGAUGCUGCUCAAUGGUCUCCAUAUCCCUCUAAGUUGUUGUUUCUGCUUGAUGCCCUUGACAACCUUCCUCGGCUUCGCAUUUCGGGCUCGCUUAUGAAGAUGUUUCUGUGGUUGUUACGCGAGGUUGGCGUGAAAAGGGUUCCAUCGUUUGAUGGUCUUCGGAAGGUGCAAAAAGGUCUUCGCAAAGAGAGUGGAAUUCCGACAAUUCACUGGAUGUUGCCGAAAGGGAACGCAUUCUCGUUCAAUGAUCCCUGUGCCUUGGUUGCAAAUGACUGGGCCAAUCCACUCGUAUGUUCACAGCUCAAAGUCUACCCAGUGAUACCCCGCGAUGGUGUCAUUUCCGAGAUUUGGCAUGCCCAGAAGUGGCGUCACAAUCUUGAUCGCCAUUCUCUGAGCCCCAUGUAUGAUGAUGGUUCCUGUCAUUACUACAUAGACGAGCCAGCACACCUCAGGAGUGGCGGGCUCGUGAUUCCACUGCAAUGGCUAGAAAAUGAGGCAGAUGGAAAGAUCUGGGUGGAUGUGUGGGAAAUUGAAGUUGAGGGCGGCAUGGCUACCAUCAACGACGGCAAGACCAUGACAAUCAAGGCUGAAGACUUACAAGGCAAUAUGCUUGACCUUCAAGACACUCAGUCAAUCCCAAUGUGGAGUCCCGUCACCAUUGCUGCUGGACAUCCAUCCCGCAUGCCUAAUCCCGACCGCACAUUGGCAGAAGGAGACCCGCUAUAUGUCAACUUGAUCAACGUCUUUGGCGACGAUGUGUCAGGAAACCGAACGAAAGCUUGGAAUAAACAUUGGAAUAUUUACAUUACUAAUCGGAAUCUUCCACGGAAACUGCUUCAGCAGGAGUUCCAUACCCAUUUCGUGUUGACGUCGACGCACGCCAGCAUCCCGGAACAGUUUCAAGGCAUCAAGGAGGUUAUCAGAGAAACUCACAAGAAACUGGUCAAAGUACGCCAUGCAACGACCGGCCAACAAAUCAGGUUCAAGAUCAAUUGCAAUUGUGGUCCCGGGGACAAUCCUGCACAGAGCGAGGCAUCCGGUCAUAUAGGUGCAAAAGGCAAUCAUUUCUGCAGGAAAUGUCAGGUUGGAGGUUCACAGAAAAGUAAGGAGACCAACGAGGGCUUUCACAAAAUGUUUUACGCAGGUGACGCUCGCUCAUCUGAGCAAACAUUGGCGUUGGUUGAGUCACAAGUUAAAACCGCCUGCUUGGGUGUUGCUCAACAUGUCAAGGAUUCACAGCAAGAUACGGGAGUGAAGGAUGGCUACACACAGUACUGGAUUGAUGUUUUAAUUGAUCGUGCUCGGGCCCUGCAGAAAGAGCAGCCGCAGCACACUGCCAUUGAUAUUCAAAAUGAAUUAUUUACAUGGGUGAACGCCAACAAGGUUGCAGUCUAUAAUUCUUUCUUGACACUGGAAGGUUUUGAUGCAUCUUGUGAUACGCCUGUCGAGAUCUUACACACAAUUCUGUUGGGAAUUGUGAAGUACAUUUGGCACGGAACUCACACAUCCUGGAGUGUGGCUCAGAAAAAGACAUACUCGGCAUGCCUUCAAGGCACAUUCACAUCAGGCCUCUCGAUCCAUGCUAUAUGUGCAAAGUAUAUUAUGCAGUACGCAAAUUCUUUAAUCGGGAGGCAGUUCAAAACUCUUGUCCAAGUAAAUGCCUUCCACGUCUAUGAUCUAGUUGAUAGCUUGCAAUUUGCACUGACAAAAGCUGUCGGCGAGUUGACUGCUCUCCUUUGGUUCCCAGAAAUCCGAAACCUGGAAGAGUAUUUAAACGAUGUCGAAACAGCUGUGGCUAACGUGCUAGACAUCGCAGCAUUGAUUGAUCCUUCCAAGAUUAUUGCAAAAAUCAAAUACCACCUUCUCCCCCAUAUCAGAGAAGAUAUCCUACGCUUUGGGCCACUUGUUGGUGUGGCGACAGAGAUUUUCGAAUGUUUCAACACCAUUUUCCGAUAUUGCUCUAUCCUUUCGAACCAUCUUGCACCAUCGCGAGAUAUCGCUUACCAACUUGCGGAACAGGAAUUUGUCAAACAUUGCCUUUCAGGCGGGUGGUGGGCCGCAGCCAACAGCAAUUGGAAGGAGCCAGGACCAGCGCUACGGAAUUUUGCAAGCAAAAAUCCCGUGCUAUGGACAAUGUAUGGUUGGAUGCAAGCUGAAUUGUUGGUGCUGGGUACAGUGAAGCUCAUGCCUCUGAAACAAGGUCUAGACAAGAAGUUGGAAACACGGAUAGGCCUAAGGUGGAGAGAAACACAAGCCGGCAAAGCUGUCAAUGCUGCAAUGCAUGAUUCCGCAGCACAGUUGUACCGAUGCACAUAUGUAGUAGCCAAGUCUCAAGACCAAUGCAAGGUUGGCUCUUGGAUCUUUGCAAAAUCACCCCUUCCUGAAUGGAGCGCUGAUGCCGAUUUCGUCACUGGCCGCAUAGUCGAGAUCCUCCAAGACUCAGUAAAGGCUGAGGCAUUUGUCAUAAUAGAUAUCUUUUAUAUUGCAGCAACGCGCGAUGAAAUUUUCGGAAUGCCAAUGCUGCUACGUCGGUUUGGUGAGUCUGGAAUGCUCAUGGUUACUUCACAGGACAUUCUUUUUGAAUACAAUGCACAGCAUGACUGCCGGCAGGCUCAGUGUACCGCGUCAGGACAACGUCCCCUUGUACAAGAACGGGUAGAUUCUAAUCUGAUAGAGGACUUCAUUGAGCACAAACCCCUUGAUCGGUUCAUCGUCAACACUCACGCACUGCAUAACGCCCAUCUCAUCCAAGCAAUUUUGCCCCGGGAGCUAACCGCCCCAAUUCCGUAUGCCGCCGAUCGCCAAGCACAUCACUACUCGAUCGCAGAAGACUUCCGUCGGUCGCAGGAAACCAAGUGA